AUGGCUAGUAGAAAUUCAGCUUUAGGCCAGCUAAACAACAAAAUCUGCCAGCAACCAACAAACAUUUAUUUGGCCAAGAAUUCAAAUAUGCGCGCCGAACUGCACGUUUGGAAAUAUCAACUGUUGAAGCUGAAUAUCGCGCUGACAUCGCCGUACUGA
This is a messenger RNA of Loa loa (African eye worm), 159 nucleotides long. RefSeq lists its product as hypothetical. The coding region runs from base 1 to 159 and encodes 52 amino acids. The record is from RefSeq and is a predicted model, not a curated record. The transcript has a single exon. NCBI's taxonomy places the organism in Eukaryota, Metazoa, Nematoda, Chromadorea, Rhabditida, Onchocercidae.